AUGUCAUCGCGAGUAAUCGUUUACGGUGGUAAUGGCGCCUUAGGUUCUGCUUGUGUUUCAUUUUUUAAGAAUAAAGGACUUUGGGUCUGCUCAAUUGGCUCUCAAAAAAAUUCUGAGGCAGAUGCCAACGUAAUUUUAACUAACCGUGAAGUCCUGGAGGAACAACACAGGGAAGUCCAGGAAGGUGUAAAAAAUGUGUUGGAUGGAGUCCCUGUCGAUGGGAUUUUUUGUACUGCUGGUGGUUGGGCCGGUGGUAAAUGCACUGCAAAAGGUUUUGUUAGAAGUGUUGAUUCGGUUGUGAAGCAAAGUAUAUGGCCGUCUACAAUCGCUGCUUCUCUCUGUCCUAAUUACCUUCGGCCUGGUGGCUCUCUCAUCCUUUCAGGAUGGCUGUCAGCUUUACACAGUACUCCAGGCAUGAUUGGAUACGGCUUAGCCAAGGCUGCAGUUCAUCACAUGACCUCGAGCCUUGCAGAUGCCGAUAGUGGAAUGCCUCCCAACAGUUUUGUUGCUGCCAUUCUUCCGAACAUCUUGGACACGCCAAGGAAUCGCAAAUGGAUGCCAAACGCCGACCAGUCUACGCUUUUUUUUGACUGGCUUCUGGGAAAAGGACGUCCAAAAUCGGGCAGUCUUGUAAAACUUGUAACGGAGGGUGGAAAAACAGAAAGCAUCGUUGUAAACACGCCUUAA
Messenger RNA from Mesocestoides corti, 687 nucleotides. The record is from the annotation of a GenBank genome assembly. NCBI's taxonomy places the organism in Eukaryota, Metazoa, Platyhelminthes, Cestoda, Cyclophyllidea, Mesocestoididae.